Molecule: messenger RNA, 1566 nt
Organism: Didymosphaeria variabile
Lineage: Eukaryota; Fungi; Ascomycota; Dothideomycetes; Pleosporales; Didymosphaeriaceae
Exons: 1
Coding region: 1-1566 (521 amino acids)
Biological process (GO): cell redox homeostasis
Cellular component (GO): mitochondrion; cytosol
Source: RefSeq, a predicted model, not a curated record
AUGCUGAUAUACUCAAAUUAUAACUUCCUAGAUGUAAAGCUUGAGCUGCAGGUCAGACAUUCGGAUGGAACUUUGUCCGAAAGGACAAUGCAGGGAGACUUUUCGCCGCCCGGCCUGCGGUUCCCCAAUGGGGGUGUGAUAAACAACCACUUUGUCGUAAGCGGGACGUUUCUAACAUCUUCGAAACAAGAGUAUGCGCUUUGGGCACUCGAUCUACGAACCCUGAGCUGGGGCCGGAUAGAGGCAGGCGGCAAUAUUUUCAGCCAAGGCAGCUGGAACAGAGGAAUUUUGUGGAAUCGCAGAAACACUUUCGUUAUCCUGGGCAAUCGAAAGCGAAGCCUUGUGGAAGACUAUAAUCACCGCCGGAUCAACUUCUCCAAUAUAUGCGUGGUGGAGUUGGAAGCUUUCGGAGUGUACGACAAUCCGCGAAAGGUCGCACCCAGCUCAGGCUUCACAUCUGUCAGUGAGCCCGGAUAUACAGACGGCCUUGAUUUGAAUGCAGGAGGGCGAUUGCUGUCGCCUGCAGCAGCUGAGCUAGGCCAAUUGGCUCUGGGCAUGCGCGAAUUGGCGGACAUGGAUUUCCUAGCCACACACGGCGAACGCAUCCCUGUCAACUCUCAUCUAAUUGCACGUCGAUGGGGGCCGUAUUUUAAUCAACUGCUUCGCGAAAGCACGAUCGCACCCGAGAAUGCGGAUACCGCGACGCUUAGGCCCGUUGCCGGCAUGCACCCUUCUCGAAAUUCGAGCAUAACCAUAACACCGUCUAUUAAGACCUCUUACUCGGCCGCUACGACCCUCACAAACAAUACCAUCACCUCCGACACCUCAACUGCCGCAGCAUCUAGCAUCGGACCACCAGACCCUGUUGCUCAACCUCCGGCUUUCAGGCCUCGCACGUUAUACCUCCCGCAUACGCAUCUUACCCUACAGGCCUUGAUACAUUUUCUCUACACUUCCUCCUUACCUCCAGUGAACUCCUCCCUUUGCACGCCACAAAUACUUUGUUCGCUUCUGCAACUUGCCCGACCUUAUCACAUCGACGGUCUUCUUGAGGCCAUAAUCGAGCGCCUGCACUUGAUCCUCGACAACCGCAAUACAGCUGCCAUAUUCAAUGCCGCUGCCAUGGCUGCAGGUGGAGGGUCCGGCGUAAACUUUAUCGGAGCAAACGGCAUUGCUACGAAUGGCACUUCAAACGGGGUCGCUGAUCCCGCGUCGAUAUCUUCAGCUGCUGCAGAACGGUCACUAGACCCAGGACUUCGUGCUCUCCGAAUCAACACUGACGUCGAGACAAACCACGACGAUGAAGUCAGCUCAGCUGUGUCGUCUGCAACGUCAGCAUCGGCAAGCGAUGCGGGAGACGGAAGCGGUAUCAGUGGCGGGCGUGAGGUCUGGAAUGGGGAGCUAAGUGCCGUCGUAGGACUACAAAAGCGCGGGUUGAGAGGGUUGAUGGAGGGUCGGAGAGCAAGAGAAAGGGAAAUUGGAAGAGGUAGCAGCAGAAGUAGGGAUGACGGCGUGCCUCAGAAUGGAGAUGCCGUUGGCCUGGGCUUGAUGGCGGGUGGAUCGUGA